Messenger RNA from Cladocopium goreaui, 780 nucleotides. The record is from the annotation of a GenBank genome assembly. Lineage: Eukaryota; Dinophyceae; Suessiales; Symbiodiniaceae.
AUGCGAGCGCUGUUCAGUGAGUACCUGUGUUGUCAAGAGGAUUGGAUGGCCUCAUCCCUGGUCAUGACAGAAUCCCAAGAAGAUAGUGAAACCACUGGUGGCCGCUUCAGUUGGCUGACCAAACCGGAUCUCUUGGUGAAGUAUCACAACAACUCUGCGAUUGUCCAGGAGUUGAUCGCUGGGAAGUUGGUGAGUGGUCAGUGGAAGGAGCAUCCGGAAUUUCCAGGGAACCAGGAAAUGCGACUCUAUCGUGUGUGGAUGGAAGAUUAUGAGGUCAAUGAGAAUCGCCACAGCCGGAAUCUGUCGCACGUUCGGGAAACUGAGGGGUCCUAUGAGGGGAUUGACGCUUCAGCACUUGGGGGCGCAGUUCCUAACUCCAACAACAGCAGCACCCCUGGAAUCCCAAAAGAGAAGAAGGAGAAAAAGGAGAAAACCGAUGAUCAACUUGCACGAGCUGCAAUCGUCAAGGUGAACGCAAAUCUCUUGGAGAUCAGUCAGUGGGAGUUCAAACUCAAAACCGCAGGGGUGGCACCUGUGGUUGCUACGGCCUUCGUCAGCCAAAUGCAAACUGAAGAACAGAAUCUCCGAGAGGCAAAAAGCGCCUUGGAAAAUGCAUUGGCUGGUGGGCGUCCUUUGAAGGACGUAACUGACCGGCUCGAUGCUGCCAACACUCAGUAUCGAGGAGCAUCUGUGCAGAUCCGCAAGCAUGCUACUGUGCCAAAGGCCAGAGCUGCAAAGGCUAAGGCCAAAGGAGCUGCUGCUCCAAAUGGUGCAGCUUAA